AUGUCGCAGCAAGCUUCGCUCCAGUCCUUUUUUACCCAGUCUUCCCAGCAAGGGACAGCCCCCCCGCAGAACAGGAACACUCCGGUUCCUGACCUAACCCCAUCCGGAGCCCAGGAACAGGAAUUCUCCUCGACCUUUGCAACAGAAUCCAACUACAACGACCCAUACCAACCGAGAAUUGAUUACCUCUACCCGAGCGUUGUCCCUCAGGACACUCACACCCAGACGGACCUGAACUAUAUUACCUGGGCCAUCAGACAUGCCACCAGCCGGAUCUGCCCACACUCCGACAGGAUUGAAAUCCUCGAAGAGCAAACGACUACACUCCGGAGAACAGUGGAUACACUGAAACACCAAAUCGAGGCGCAGACAAACAUGAUCACCAAUAUGCAUUCAGCGAUCCACGCGCUCCUCAGCAAACAACCACAACCGCAGCAACCGCAGCAACCGCGACAACAGCAACAACAGCAACAACAGCAGAACCACAACAACCCGCCACAGGCAGCUCCUCAGGCCCCCCCACCCGCACCCCCCCAACAAGCCCCACCCCGUGGAUGGAAGGCAGGCACCUGGGCCGCCGUAGCCUCGGCACCCGGUCCUGCCCUAGGAAACUUCCAGGUUGUCGAGAGAAGAAAGAAGUCCGCAAAGCCAAAAGCGGACCCUCUCUUCAAACCAGAAUAUACCAAAAUCAACAGAGAAAUCAUUGUUGAAACCACCGCCCCAUCCGAUGUCAAUCCCUCUGAAAUUAGGACCCUAGUCAAUGCAAGAAUCCAAGACGAGUCCUGCCAUUUCAUCUCAGCAAGAAGAACACUCAAGGACAACUUUAUCUUGGAAACAAAAUUUGUUACCCCAGCAACAAAGGCAAUGGAAUACGCCAAAGAAAUUGAGGAGGCUCUCCUCACCCUACAAGUACCGGUCGCCAUCAUCCGCGCAAACUCCAAAUGGUCAAAGUUCCUUAUCCACGGAAGCCCCACUACGAUCGGAGAAGGCGUCGAGGCAGGACAAUUGGUAGCAUCCGAAAUCAGAAGCAACUAUGGAGAGAACUUCCAACUUGCCCAGGUUCCCCGCUGGAUCUCCAGAGCAGAGACUCGAAUGGACAAAACGCACUCAUCAAUGGUCAUCGCGCUCCCAGGACAAGUUACAAUGGAAACACUAGGAGUUAAGUUCCUAUCCCUCUUUAACCGAAGCUGCCACAUCGAGGCCUUCCUCCCAACCUUCCCAGACACCCAGUGCGGGAAGUGCCUUGAAUACAGCCACCACCAGGAGAAAUGUAAGAACAAUGGGAAAUGCAGCCACUGCGCCGGAGAUCACCUCACCAGUUUCCACCCAUGUAAUGAAUGCCAGGGAGGAUAUAGAUGCACCCACACCCCAAUCAGAUGCCUGAACUGUAAAGGAGCUCAUAAGGCCUCCGACCCAGCAUGCCCCGAGAGGGCCAAAUGCCGAUUCCUCAAAGGGAAGGAAAACGCCCCACCCGCUCAAGACCCACCGGCCGCACCCGUCCAAGAGCCCCGAACCACCGCGCUCGCAUACCAACUCAAUUGUGCACGGAGCGAACUUAUUACCAAGGCGGCGGUAGAGGAAGCGGAAACAGACUCUAGUAUUUAUUUCCUAUUAUUACAAGAACCAUGGACCUCAGCAGAGGGAUACCCACCAGAAUCAAAUCUCUUUUAUAUUUUUACAGCCAGCAACACCAACACAAAAUGCGCAACAUAUGUCCGCAAACAUGCCAACCUCAAACCAAAACACCACUACACACACGACAACUUUAUAGUGUCGAUUACGGUGGAAAUCCAGAACAAGAAAACCCAAAUCCUAAACAUAUACUCCCCAGGUCGAAGUGGCCCCUUCGCCCAAAUAACAAAAACAAUCCAAACCCUCGACAAUUGCCUAGUAAUGGGAGAUUUCAACUGCCACCAUCAAAUGUGGUACGGAGUAACCUCACAUGAAUACAGGAACAACAUUCGAGCAGACCGCGUUAACGGCGCUCGGCUAAAGCAAUGGAUAACCCGACAGAAACUGACCCUCCUGAAUGAACCAGGAGUCUACACGCACUUCCCUAGAGACAGAGGGAAAAGGCCUACAAUCAUCGACCUUGCAUUUGUAAAAGGCCCAACACUUGACCACAACCUACGAUGGAGCACUGAACCCUAUGGAGCGGGCUCAGACCACGGGAGAACCUCUGUCCAUCUACAUUUGGAAAAACCACCCUGUGUACCAAGACGAAUGUGGCAACAAACAGACUGGAAGCUAUUGGACAACCACAUAUCAAAUCUUUCCCUCCCUGCAGAAGCAUGGGAAACCAAGGAUCACACGGAACAAACGGUCGAAUUCUUCCUAGAACUGGUCGAGUCAACAAUCAAUAUAGUAACGCCACUCUCGAAGGAGGGUGUAAGAGCCAACUCCUGGUGGUCGGAUGAAAUGAAACAGAUGAAGGCAAGGGUAAACUCGGCAGAGAGGAAGGCGAGAAAUAUCAGGAAACCCAACCACGUGGAGGAGCACCGGAAGGUAUGCAGAGAAUGGACAGUCAUGAUCCGGAAGGCAAAAGCGGACCAGCGGGAAAAGAAGUUGAAUGAAGCGAAAGGUAGUGAGGUCUGGAGGACUCUAAAUGCAGGAAGGAGAAGAGACACAAUCAUACCAACCAUACAAGGUGAAGAAACGUUUGCAGGGAAGUGUCAAGCUCUAAGAGCCCAACUCUUCCCAUCAAAACGGACGUCCCCCGACCAUCCCCCCCUAAACAUUAGACCCCCCUCUUUUGACCUUAGCAAUACGUUCGACACAGUCACCCCCGAAGAACUCAGGAAAGCAAUUGACUCCUACCCAACGCACUCGGCGACCGACCCAGAUGGCAUCCCCUAUACCUUCAUCAGAGCAAUAGUCAAAGCGAACACAACUCUAAUCCAAGACAUGUUCUCCGCCAUGCUUCGGCACGGAGUACAUCCAGCGGAAUGGAAAGUUGCAAAGUGCAUCCCGAUCCCGAAACCCGGCAAGGCAAACUAUCAUGAAGCAAAAGCCUACCGGCCCAUCUCCCUUCUACAAUGCUUCAGUAAGAUCCUGGAGAAAAUAGUGGCUCAAAGACUCUACACCGCUGGAGAAAUCCUAGGCACACUCACAGCGAACCAAUUCGGAGGAAGACCAACCAUCUCAGCAAUCGACGCCCUUUUAAGAACCCUAACACCAGUACAACAAAACCUACUUCUGAAGAACAGCACCGGAGUCGCCCGGAGGGACAGACCAGCGAUCUUAACCAACGAUAUUCAGGGAGCAUUUAACUGUGUUGACCACCUACUCCUCGCAGAAAUCAUGCACCAGCAAAAAUUCCCCACCUACCUUACGGAAUGGUGCAAGGAAUUCAACACCGGCAGGAAACUACAGUUCCAAUUCAACCAUGAACUAGAGGAACCACAGCCCUAUGAAUCCGGAGUCCCGCAAGGUAGCCCCAUGUCCCCAAUACUAUUUAGGAUCUAUGCCGGAGUAAUCCUGGACCCAACAAACAACCCGAAAGAGAUGGACACGACAUACAUCGAUGAUGAUGCGCUGGUGCAAAUAUCCAAAACACCAGGUUUCAUAAUCAAAAGAAUGGAGGAACGAAUGAGAGAGAGAUUAAUAAAAGCCGGCCCACUCCAAAUCAAAUACGACCCGGAUAAAUCCGACCUAAUCUUCUUCCGGCCCACUACAUCAUCCAUACAACAACCACGACUUCCGGUCAAAAUCGAUAACACCGCUAUAUACCCCAAAGAAAGGCUGAAAUACGUAGGAGUCUGGAUAGAUCCGACCCUCUCCUUCCGACCCCAUAUCGAAGCAGCGAUCGCAAAAGGCCUGAAAACAAUCCAUCACCUAGUAACACAAGGCUUUCUUCCAAGCCUGCUCUACGGAUCCGAGGCUUGGUGGACUGGCGCAGACCAUAUCAUCAGAUCCCUCGAACCACUAUACAAUGAAGCUGCCCGGGUCAUCACAGGCCUACCUCGAUGGACCAAGAGAGCUAAACUCCUCCGAGAAGCAGGACUACCCCCCCUUGAACACCUCCUGACAUACCGCUCAAGAAAGUAUGGAACUAGGAUACUCUGCACCGAUGCAACCCACCCCAACAAUGAAUCCCUGAUCGAUCUCCUCCCAUACAGAGAAGCAAAUAUCAAAGGGACAGGCUGUGAGGGAUGCGUAGAAGUCUCCAAGGUCUCUUCAGUCAACGUCGAGUAUGAAUCUCCUUGA
Molecule: messenger RNA, 4206 nt
Organism: Morchella sextelata
Lineage: Eukaryota; Fungi; Ascomycota; Pezizomycetes; Pezizales; Morchellaceae
Exons: 5
Coding region: 1-4206 (1401 amino acids)
Molecular function (GO): catalytic activity
Source: RefSeq, a predicted model, not a curated record